Molecule: messenger RNA, 3262 nt
Organism: Pseudovirgaria hyperparasitica
Lineage: Eukaryota; Fungi; Ascomycota; Dothideomycetes; Acrospermales; Acrospermaceae
Product: ATP-dependent protease La
Exons: 2
Coding region: 174-2948 (924 amino acids)
Biological process (GO): protein catabolic process; protein quality control for misfolded or incompletely synthesized proteins; protein targeting to peroxisome
Cellular component (GO): peroxisomal matrix
Molecular function (GO): serine-type endopeptidase activity; ATP binding; ATP-dependent peptidase activity
Source: RefSeq, a predicted model, not a curated record
ACACGACCUCGGUAUCAGCCUCAUCAUAGCAGUCGAGUCUGUCAACGGCGCCACAAGUCGGCAUGUUCUAGAAACCUCAUCCUUAUCACUUUAUAUAAUACCACCCGCUCGCUGCAACGAACAAGUUGCCAUUCCACUCUGCCUCUGCGAGAUCACAUAAUUCCGCCAUCGCCAUGGCGAAGCCCAACCUCACCCUCCCACUCAUCCCCCUCUCGCCACCUCUCGCACUACUCCCAGGCACGACUCUCCGCAUACCACUGCUUAAUCGAGCAGACAUCGCCGCUGUCAUCGCGAAUGUAUACGCUCGCUCAUCUCAGGCGAAUGCAAAUGUUUCUGUUGGCUGUGUGCCUGUCAACUCGCCGUUACUAAGCCCCGAUGGCAAGAAGCUGAUAACGGAGGGCAAGGAGACGAGGGCGUCGAAGCCGGAGGAUACUGACAUGAAUGGGAUCAAGAGAAUGGACUUGUUCAAUUACGGAUGUAUCGCCAAGGUCACGGGUGUUCAGGGCCGGAGGGAGGGAGAGCUGAGUCUUGUCGUGGAGGGGUUGACGAGGUUUCGGAUUGGGAAGAUUCACAAGGAGUGGCCGUUCUUUGAGGGCGAGUGCCUUGCUGUUGAAGAGCUGCCACCGAAGUCAAACGACAAGAUAGCUGGCCUCUUUACCGAGAUGAAGCAGCUGUCACGCGAGUUUCUCGCACUGGUCCGCCUCUCGUCCAUUUUGCCUCGCGCUCCAUCUGUAUCCCUUUCUCCAAUAAUGGCUCGACGGGUAGAGCUGUAUAUUACCCGAAAAGAGCUUCAGGACGCCGCACCGCUCGCCGACUUUAUCGCGAACCUCAUCGACUGCUCACACGAAGAGAAGCUCGCGAUUCUCUCUGCCAUAUCAACGCAUGAUAGACUACAGAGCGUCAUCGAAGCGCUGGAGCGUCAAAUUGCCGUGUUGCAGGGUAAUGGUCGUAUACUUAGCGUGACAACCACAAACCAUCAGGGUAUUGACAUGGAGAAGCUCAAGAGACUACAACAGGAGCUUCUUAAAGGUCGGCUCUCGAAUGGCAACAGCCAAGGGUUUCCUCCUGGGUUCAUGCCUGGGUUUCCGAAUGGUGGCAAUGGUGGCCAAGAAGAGACGAGCGAGAUUGAUGAGCUUAAGAAGAGACUUGAUGAGGCCAAAUUGACCCCUGAAGCCAAUACUGUUGCGCAGCGGGAGUUGCAACGAUUGCAGAAGAUGAACCCUGCGCAAGCUGAAUAUCAGGUGUGUCGGAACUACCUGGAGAACCUAGCAGAGAUACCGUGGACUAAGAAGACUCCCGACAAUUUAAAUGCGGCCACUCUGUCACGAGCAAGGCAGCAGCUGGACGAUGACCAUUACGGUCUGGAGAAGAUCAAGAAGCGUCUGCUGGAGUACCUAGCUGUUCUUCGACUAAAGCAGGCAGUCACCGAGGACAUUGAUGGCAGACUGAAGAAGCUCACAGAGAAUCUAAACAAGGACGUGAAAGCUCAAGAAGAGGAGAACGCCGAGAACGGGAAGCAACCACAGCAGCCUGUGGACCUGCAGUCAGGCGAAGAAGAGCGAGAGUUGCUUGAAAGGAAGCAUAUGAUUGAUAAGUCCCCAAUCCUAUUGCUCGUCGGUCCGCCUGGUACCGGUAAGACGUCUCUCGCAAAGUCUGUAGCCACAGCCCUGGGUCGCAAAUUCCACCGUAUCUCCCUCGGUGGGGUACGAGACGAAGCUGAGAUCCGUGGUCAUCGUCGGACAUAUGUCGCGGCCAUGCCUGGUGUUGUCGUCAACGGUCUGAAGAAGGUUGGAGUCGCCAACCCUGUCAUCCUCCUCGACGAAAUCGAUAAACUCGGCCAGUCGAAUUUCCAUGGCGAUCCUUCCGCUGCUAUGCUCGAAGUCCUCGACCCGGAGCAGAACCAUUCAUUCACAGACCAUUACGUGAACAUUCCCAUUGACCUCUCCAAAGUCCUAUUCAUCGCGACUGCAAACUCCCUCGAAACCAUCCCACCACCACUCCUCGACCGUCUCGAGACUAUCCAGCUCUCAGGCUACACCACACUCGAGAAACGCCACAUCGCCAUGCAACACCUUCUUCCCAAACAAAUCACCACCAACGGUCUCACUCCACCCCUGGUCUCCAUCUCGGACUCUGUUCUCGACAAAAUCAUCACUAGCUACACGCGCGAAUCCGGUGUCCGCAACCUCGAGCGUGAACUCGGCUCCGUAUGUCGCUACAAAGCCGUCGAAUACGCCGACGCCAAAGACGCCGACACACCACAAGCGUACACACCCACUAUCACCGAAUCCGACCUCGACACUAUCCUCGGCAUCGAACGCUUCGAGGAGGAAAUCGCCGAACGCUCCGCCCGCCCGGGCGUCGUCACCGGCCUCGUCGCCUACUCCACCGGUGGCCAAGGCUCCAUCCUCUUCAUCGAAGUCGCCGACAUGCCCGGCUCAGGCCGCGUCCAGCUCACCGGCAAACUCGGCGACGUCCUCAAGGAAUCCGUCGAGGUUGCCCUAACCUGGGUCAAGGCACACGCCUGGGAACUCGGCCUCACCGCCAGCCCAGACGAGGACAUCAUGAAGAACCGCAGCAUCCACGUGCACUGCCCCUCGGGCGCCAUCCCCAAGGACGGGCCCUCCGCCGGCCUCGCCCACACCAUCGCCCUCAUCUCCCUCUUCUCCGGCAAAGCCGUGCCCCCUACCCUCGCCAUGACGGGCGAGAUGAGCCUGCGCGGCCGCGUCUUGCCUGUCGGUGGCAUCAAGGAGAAAGUCAUUGGCGCGUUGCGCGCUGGCGUGCGGACCGUCUUGUUGCCAGAGGGUAAUCGCAAGGACGCGCGCGAUUUGCCGCGCGAGGUGCAGGAGGGCUUGGGCAUCUCGUUUGUGGGCGGGAUCUGGGAGGCGUUGAGGGAGGUCUGGCCCGAGGGCGGAUAUGUCGGUGAGCGGGUCGAGAGUCGGUUGUGAAAGGUGCUGCUAUCCUGUCUGUGUUUUGGGAAUCUUGGAACUGAAUGGCUGAGCAGCUUGCAAUGAUGAUAUAUAAUUCUUUUACUUUCUGGUUUUUUUUUAGCUAGCAUAGUUCGUCGUGGAAUGGUAUUAUCAUUAUAUUAUUUUUACGUAUUGCAACGUUUGAAAUCUAUUAUCCUAUUUCGGGAAUAUCAAUCGCGGAAUUACGAUUUGUAGCCUCUAUGUCUAUACACUAGUAUACUACACUAUACAUAAGUAUAAUAAAACUUAGAUAUAGAUAGGAUAGGAUAGAUAGCUAUAAAGAUAUAACAGCG